Molecule: messenger RNA, 1543 nt
Organism: Mercurialis annua (annual mercury)
Lineage: Eukaryota; Viridiplantae; Streptophyta; Magnoliopsida; Malpighiales; Euphorbiaceae
Product: cytochrome P450 705A22-like
Exons: 2
Coding region: 5-1543 (512 amino acids)
Cellular component (GO): membrane
Molecular function (GO): oxidoreductase activity, acting on paired donors, with incorporation or reduction of molecular oxygen, NAD(P)H as one donor, and incorporation of one atom of oxygen; iron ion binding; heme binding
Source: RefSeq, a predicted model, not a curated record
UUGAAUGGCUACCAUUAAUGGCGACAUCCAGUCCUACUUGGUCAUCUUCUUCCUCUCCAUCAUCAUCUCACGCUUUCUCCUGCACUACUUCUUCAAAAAACCAAGCAAUUCAUCUCUCCACCUUCCUCCAAGCCCGCCCGCUCUUCCAUUUAUCGGCCAUCUCCAUCUCCUCAGCCUAUCGGUAUCGAAAUCAUUACACAAUCUCUCCACUAAUUACGGCUCCCUCCUCUAUCUCCGCCUCGGGUCACGCCCCGUCCUUGUCGUCUCUUCUCCGACAUACGUCGCAGAGAUCUACAAAACCAACGACAUCGCCUUCUCAGCGAAGCCAAAAACGCCUUUCGAGGACGGGAUGUUGUUUGGAAACACGGGUUUUAUCAUUUCUCCCUACGGUGAUUACUGGAGAUUCAUGAAGAAACUAUGCAUGACAGAAUUGUUAGGAUCCCGACAGCUCGAAAGAUCCCGAGGCGUUCGACGCGAAGAGGUUACGAGUUUGUUGAGCAACUUAUUGGAGAAAAGUGAGAGACAAGAAUGUGUUGAUUUGAUUGAAGAGUUACUGAAGUUAACAAAUAAUGUUAUAUGCAGAAUGGUGAUGAGCAAGAGAUGUUCAGAGGAAAAUGAUGAAGCUCAAAGGGUGAGAAAGUUGGUGGUAGAGUCGUUUGAUUUGGCUGCAAAAAUGGCUGUAGCAACUAUGCUUGGACCGUUAAAAGGGUUUGUUUUGUGGUGGAUUAGAAAAGAGUUAGAAGGGAUACCUAAAGAAUACAAUAACUUGUUUGAGAAGAUAUUGAAGGAACAUGAAGAAGUUAGGGUUAAGAGAAAUAAUAAUGGUGAUGAGAAAGAAGAUAGGGAUUUAAUGGAUAUAUUAUUGGAUAUAUAUUAUGACCAAAAUGCUGAGUUUAAGAUGAGCAGGAGCCAAAUGAAGGCCUUCAUUCUGGAUCUCUUUAUUGCAGGGACUGAUACAUCAGCAAACACCAUGCAAUGGAUAAUGGCAGAGCUAAUCAACAAUCCUCAUAUAUUCAAGAAAUUAAGACAAGAGAUAGACUCCGUUGUCCGAAUAGAUACACGAGUACAAGAAUCCGAUAUCUCAAAUCUCCAUUACCUUCAAGCCGUCGUCAAAGAAUCAAUGAGACUCCACCCAGUAGCACCUGCAAUUCCUAGAGAAUGCAGAGAAGACUGUACAGUCUCAGGAUUCGAUAUACCGAAAGGAACUGCAGUAAUAAUCAAUGCAUAUUCAAUUAUGCGCGAUCCGAAUUUAUGGGAAAAUCCUGAAGAGUUUAUACCAGAGAGAUUUCUGAAUGAACAAAAUAAUUUAGCAGAAACUAAAUUACAAGAUUUUAAUUUUCUUCCAUUUGGUGGAGGAAGAAGAAUUUGUCCUGGUUCAAACAUGGCUUUAAGUAUAAUCCACAUUACUAUAGCUUCGUUGGUUCAGAGCUUUGAUUGGAGGAUUGAUGGAGAUAAAGUGAACAUGGAAGCUAAAUCAGGAUUUGCUCUUGGCAUGCUUCAUCCACUUAUGUGUAUUCCUGUUGUUCGUUUUAAUCCUCUUUGA